Messenger RNA from Anisakis simplex (herring worm), 213 nucleotides. The record is from the annotation of a GenBank genome assembly. Lineage: Eukaryota; Metazoa; Nematoda; Chromadorea; Rhabditida; Anisakidae.
AUGUCAGUGAAACGAAAAACACAACGUGUCCAUACGGGCAUGAAAAUGGUUGGCAUCAAGUCCGUCGAUGAACUGUUCAAAAUUGCUGUUUCACCACUUGCGGACUCAAUCGAAAUGCGCAACAAACUUGAGGCUGCAAUGGUGCGAAUCUUGCAUGUGUUCAGUACUCAUAAUGCUACUAUUAAUAAUAUCGGUGAUAGUAUUCAUCAGAAG